AUGAAAGAUUUGGGAAGUCUACAAUAUUUCUUGGGAGUUGAAGUUCUAAAGUCCAAAGAUGGAAUCUUGCUAAAUCAGAGGAAGUAUGCCCUGCAACUCAUUUCAAAAGCUGGUCUUAAUGGAGCUAAAAUUGUAAGCACUCCAUUAGAAUUCAACUACAAGUUGACUAGUGUGGAGUUUGAUCAACAUCUUGGCACUGCCAAUGAUGCGGAGUAUUUUGUUGCAGUGAUCAGUUCCUUCUUCCCAACUCUCUUUCUGUAUUCCCAAACAAUCAUUGAAAGCUUUCAGGUCAUAGUCACACAGGACAAAAAUGAGAAUACAGUAGAUAUGGCUCAUGCAAGUGUGGCUUCUCUUACGAGAACAGUAGAAUCGCGCUUGACAUCCAAUUCGCCGAUGCAAUCUCUAUCCUUUGAUCACAGAGAAGAAUUUUGCACUCUUCAUGAAAAAGUUAGUUCGUUGGAAGUAUUAGUCAAGAACUUUGAGAAAAGCAAUGUUUCUGGGGAACUGACAGAUUUGGAAGUGCAGAUAAAAAAAGUUGCAAAUAUUGUUGAACAAACAAUUCAACUAGGAGUGACUGAAGCUGUAUUGGCAAAUGAUGAAAAUCUGAGAGAAAAGGCACAAGAGAGGAUUUCUGAUAGCCUGCAACAAGUAGCAGAGGACAUCGAUCGUAUCUGGAAAGAGUCAACAAAUAUUCAAGAUAAAGGGAACGUGAUGAAUUUUCAAUGGUUCAAGAUUUUUCAAUGCUUCAUGAUUUUUCAAUGGUUCAAUAUUUUUCAAUGGUUCAGCAAAACAUCAAAGGAAUACACAAAUGUUGAGAACAGUAUGGUUGGACGUGACGAUCAAAGGAAACGGUUGGUAGAAGAUCUUACGAGAAUCUACUCUGGUGAACCCAAAGUAAUCCCGAUUGACGGGAUGGGAGGCAUAGGUAAAACAACCUUAGCGAACGAAGUUUACAAUCAUGAAUCAAUUCUACGCCAUUUUGAUGUUCGUGCCUGGGCUACUGUAUCUCAACAGCACAACAUAAAGCAAAUUUUGCUGAGCCUUCUGCAAUCGACGAUCAAAAUGGAUGACACGGUUAAGACGAAAGGUGAAGCAGAGCUAGCGGACAUGCUGCAGAAAAGUUUAAAGAGAAAGAGGUACUUUAUUGUCUUGGAUGAUAUCUGGAGUUGUGAAGUGUGGGAUGGCGUGAGGCAAUGCUUUCCAACUGAAGACAAUGCAGGGAAUAGAAUAUUGUUGACUACCCGUAACAAUGAAGUAGCCUGUUAUGCUGGUACAGAGAAUCUUUCUAUGCAGAUGGAUUUCAUGGAUCAAGAUGAGAGUUGGAACCUUUUUAAAAGUGCCGCAUUCUCAAGUGAAGCAUUACCAUAUGAGUUCGAGACUGUUGGGAAGCAAAUCGCAGAUGAAUGUCACGGGUUACCACUAACUAUUGUCGUGGUUGCUGGAGUUCUCAAAUCUAAAAGGGCAAUAGAAGAUUGGAGAACUGUUGUGAAAGAUGUCAAGUCACUUGUCACAAAUGAUCCUGAUGAACGAUGUUCACGUGUGCUUGGGUUGAGUUACAAUCACUUAACUAGCGAUCUAAAGACUUGUCUACUGCAUUUCGGAAUUUUUCCAGAAGACAGUGGUAUAGCAGUGAAGAAAUUGACGAGAUCAUGGAUGGCUGAGGGGUUCAGUUGGAAAAUGAUUUGGAAGGAGAGGCUGAGAAGUGUUUGCAAGAGCUUGUCGAUAGAUGUUUAGUCCUCGUCUGCAAGAAAAGUCUAGAUGGAACAAAAAUUAGAUCAUGUAAGGUUCAUGAUCUAAUAUAUGACCUGUGCGUGAGAGAAAUUCAAAGGGAGAACAUUUUUAUUAUGA
This is a messenger RNA of Capsicum annuum, 1848 nucleotides long. Its product is annotated as putative late blight resistance protein homolog R1B-16. The record is from RefSeq and is a predicted model, not a curated record. Gene Ontology annotation, biological process: defense response to other organism. The coding region runs from base 1 to 1734 and encodes 577 amino acids. The transcript is spliced from 3 exons. Lineage: Eukaryota; Viridiplantae; Streptophyta; Magnoliopsida; Solanales; Solanaceae. Gene Ontology annotation, molecular function: ADP binding.